UUAAAGUUAUUCUUGUCGUUCAAUUUUCCAAAAAGUAUUCAGAUUUACGUUGAAUGUAGAAAAACAAUGUUUUUAGAAUUUCUGUUAAAUAAAAUUUAAUGACCUUGACAUUGUAAACAAUAUGGCGACGCCCAGACAGCAUGUUGUGCAUGCUGAUCGGAAAGACGGGGCUAUUGAUCAGAAUGCUAAACCUUACGCGACUGUCACUGAAUCUGCAGAUGAACGGUGGAACAGAAAAAAAGAAAACGUGAAAAAGGGAUUUCUUUUGACAUCAAUAGUAGGAUUUGCAACAUAUUUCCAGUUCAAGAGUUCAUUUGCAUUAGCAGCCAAGAAAGGUGACGGCAGUGCUAUAUCUCAGGUAAACAUUGGUCAAGCUGAGUUGAAGUGGGCAUCCAAGGCGUUGGGGUACGGAACCCUGCUGGCCGUCUCAGGUACUGGACUGGUCUGCUUCCUCAUCAAAAAAGCCAUGGGGGUCAACAAUUUGGAUGAAUUCAAACAGAGAAUGCACGAGAUCUUCCCUCAAGCCAAGAAAUCGCCGUCUUCAGGAGAUGAAUCAGAGAAUAUCGAAACUGUGGAGGACUUUAUCAAAUAUAUUACAGAGGAUCGAAAAAAGAAAUCGGCGCCUACAAACUCAGAAUCUGAACACACGUGAUGGUGGCUAAGUGCUAUAGUUUUUAAUUGAGACAUAAACUAUUUAAUUCGGUCGCUAACUUGGAUGUUGAAGCGUUGCGAUGACAUUGGAGAUUACCUGGAAGAUUCAUGUCUCGUUUGACGUCUGCUGUAUUUUUGUAUUGUGAAUUCUUAGAUGUGACGAUACCAUCUCUAUGUUUUGCUUGUGAAGACAUAAGAUGUCAUCUUGAUCUGUAUAUUUUAAAAGUGUAUAGGUCAGGAUAUAUUUAAGAAACUAAUACGUAUUGCCCACAAGUAUUAUGUAUGUAUGAUAUUAAGAGAAUUUAAUUCAGGUAGACUCAAUGCUAUUACAUGAGUGUACAAUAGUACUAGAUGUGCAGUAAAAAUUCAGUAAUCUGAAUAUCAAUAAAACUGGACAUCUAAGUCUC
Molecule: messenger RNA, 1058 nt
Organism: Magallana angulata
Lineage: Eukaryota; Metazoa; Mollusca; Bivalvia; Ostreida; Ostreidae
Product: transmembrane protein 242-like
Exons: 4
Coding region: 122-652 (176 amino acids)
Source: RefSeq, a predicted model, not a curated record